This is a messenger RNA of Ruditapes philippinarum (Manila clam), 1514 nucleotides long. RefSeq names its product alpha-(1,3)-fucosyltransferase C-like. NCBI's taxonomy places the organism in Eukaryota, Metazoa, Mollusca, Bivalvia, Venerida, Veneridae. Gene Ontology annotation, molecular function: alpha-(1->3)-fucosyltransferase activity. The record is from RefSeq and is a predicted model, not a curated record. The transcript has 2 exons. The coding region runs from base 69 to 1514 and encodes 481 amino acids. Gene Ontology annotation, cellular component: membrane.
GCUAUAUUGACUUGAUUAUUUACAAUUCUAUCUGUUUUCUGGUUGCAAUAUUUUAACGUCUGUAUGCAAUGAUUAGCACCAGACGGUAUCUAAUUUAUCUCUGCUUAAUGAUCAUCAUUAUGGUUAUGUUAUAUGAUGGCUUUAAUGAAGAAAUGGAUGCUUUAAAUGAACUUACAAAUAGGCAAAACUCUAUACUAAAAAUGAAAACAAUAAACCAGAAAGAGCGUUCAGCGUGGGACAAUAAAAAGACAAUUCAGUGGUUUGACAUAUAUCAUAACAAUAGUGGACUUAGAAAUCGGGCUUUGAACGUCGAUUUUAAUAAAUGUAGUAAUAAGAACUGCGAGUUACUAAAAUAUUUCGAAUUUAAGUCACAUGACGAUGUGCUGCAGCACGGACCAUUGGAUGCAGAUGCCGUUAUUUUUCAAGGAAGCCAUCUUGGUGAGAUGUCACCACCACGCCGACGUGACAACGACCAGGUAUUUGUUUUCGCUGAAAGAGAGCCAUGGUGGAAUCUUGGUAUUUACAACAGCAUGGUGUCUCCAGCAAAACCUUAUAAAACAGUAAAAGAUGAUCAGCUAGACUGGUUUUCUAAAAACAUACCGAACGCCAUUAUAAAUCCACAUCAUUACAUUAAUACAAUAAAAUUUCGAGACAUGUUUAAUUGGACAAUGACGUACAGACGAGAUUCUGAUAUUUCAAUGCCUUAUGGGAACAUUCUUCAUAAGAAAGAAGCUACCGACAACGAUAAAUUCAUGUUGGAACAGAACAAUAAAGAAAAAAAUUAUGAUGACAUUUUUGAUAAAAAGGUUUACGAUGCAGUUUGGCUGGUGAGUCACUGCACAACGAAAUCAAAACGGGAAAGAUAUAUAGCGAGUUUGAGGAAACACAUAAACGUUGAUGUUAUAGGAAAAUGUGGUGAGGACAUGUGCCCUAAACAGAGAAAAAGGUCAGGUUGUUUGAAAGAUAUUGAACAAAAAUAUAAAUUUGUUCUUUCUUUUGAGAAUACUUUUCAUAAAGACUAUGUAACAGAGAAGUUAUUUGACUGGUACUCUAAGGACAUCAUACCUGUUGUUUACGGUAUGGCAGACUAUAAGAAAAUAGCACCAGCAGGGACAAUUAUUAUUGCCGAAGACUAUAGUUCACCCAAACUUUUAGCCCAAUACUUGAAAUACGUCGGUUCGAAUCGUGACACGUAUGUGAAUUUUCUAAGACGAAAAAGACGAUAUGUAACAGUAUCACAUGACGUCAUGCAGCAGACGUCGUAUUGUAAGCUUUGUGAUUGGCUACAUCAUCUGGACGACAACAGAAAGUCGUAUCCUAAAAUAGACCAAUGGUGGCAACUGAACGAUACAUCUGGAUUCAAUAAACUGUAUUCCCAAGCAAUGCCCACGGAUGGCAUUAACAAAAUAAGUUUGGGUUUUCUGUUUCUAGUUUUCGUUGCUUUAAUAGUGAUCGUCUGCACACUUGUACACAAAAGAAUAGUGAUACUACAGAAAGAGAAAUUUGUUCUAUAA